Molecule: messenger RNA, 2823 nt
Organism: Gigantopelta aegis
Lineage: Eukaryota; Metazoa; Mollusca; Gastropoda; Neomphalida; Peltospiridae
Product: 1-acyl-sn-glycerol-3-phosphate acyltransferase gamma-like
Exons: 9
Coding region: 137-1282 (381 amino acids)
Cellular component (GO): endomembrane system
Molecular function (GO): 1-acylglycerol-3-phosphate O-acyltransferase activity
Source: RefSeq, a predicted model, not a curated record
CGCGAUUUGACGUGGGAUUUUUUAACAUGUACGCUUGCAGUCUUAUUUGUUAUUUUGUAUCCAUAACUUAGGAUAGGAAUUGAUUUGCAGAGGCUGUGUUACAUUCUGCUUCUGAUGAGAUUAUCUGCCAAGGAUAAUGGGUUUGCUGAGCCAGAUUAAGACUUGGUUUGUGUUGCACCUUCUCCUGGGUUACAUCUUCAUCACCAGCGGCCUCAUCAUCACAUUCCUGAUGCUGUUGUCGUGUAUGAUCUACCCAUUCAACAAACACCUGUACAGGAAGAUCAACAUCCACCUUGCAUACAGCCACUGGUGUCAAUUCACGUUUCUUGCACAAUGGUGGGCGGGGUGCGAGACUCUGAUAUUCAUCACUCCAGAAGACCUGAAGUAUAUAGGCACGGAACACAAUCUGGUGAUCAUGAACCACAAGUACGACAUUGACUGGCUCAUGGCGUGGAUCUUAGCUGAGCGAUUUGGAUUGCUCGGGGGAACAAAAAUCUAUGGUAAAGAAAUGUUGAAAUACGUCCCUCUCAUUGGUUGGGCGUGGUACUUCACAGAAAGCAUCUUCCUCAAGAGAGACUGGGAAAAGGAUCGCCAGACGAUGGUAGAGGACUUGAAGAAAGUCUCCGACUACCCAGAAAAUUACUGGGUCACAUUACUGCUCUUCCCAGAAGGAACGAGGUUCACUGAAGACAAGCAUGUCGCCAGUCUGGAGGUGAGUCGAGCCAAGGGCUACCCGCCAAUGAAACACCACCUGCUACCUCGACCUAAAGGAUUCAUACUCUCUAUGCACGGCUUUCGGGGCAAAGUUCCUGCUAUUUACGAUCUAACAGUAGCAUUUGACAAACAGAGUCCAGAACCAACAUUAAUGAAUGUUAUUCAGGGAAAACCUCUAAUGUCAUAUAUGAAUGUAAGACGGAUUUUAAUAGAAGAUGUUCCCAUUGGUACUGAUGAAGAAUGUUCAGCUUGGCUCAGAGAUUUGUUUUUAAAAAAGGAUGAAUUGUACGACAGUUUUGUCAAAAAUGGUUGUUUUCCGGGGACUCCGUACAAGAAAAAGCGAAGAGUGCGAGACCUCCUGUUCUGGCUGAUGUGGGCAGUCGUCACAUGUAUACCACUGUUCAAGUAUUUGGGACAGUUGUUUCUGUCGGGCACGUACACACAGCAGUUAGCAUUCCUAGUUGUGGUUUUUAUAGUCUCUUUAAUUAUUCGCUGGAUGAUCAGUGUCACGGAAACGCACAAGGGUUCUUCAUACGGAGCUAAACAUUUAGCAGACAAGACGAAAUGAAAACACACACAUUCAAGUUUUAUUUGAGUGUAUAAACAUAUUAUUAUUAUUCACAUAUUAAAUUAUUUUCAUAAUUAAUUUUUGUAUUAAUCCGGUGCCCACUUUUUUUUUUCUUUUUCUUUUUUUUGUACUCAUGAAUGCACAAACUAUGUAAUUUUUUGGGUCACUAUUCUGUUAAUCUAUGACACUGUGUGUUGUAUUUUUCAAUAUAAACAUAUUUUCAAAUUAUCAAAUGGAAUCAUCUGUCAUGGUAUGGACAUGACUGGGAUGCAAAGUUGGACAUCAAAUAAAUUUGAAAGAUAAGAAAAGCUGUCGGUUUGUGAAAGGGAAAAGAAACUAAAAUGGCAGCAAAAAAUAUAUACAUAUGUAAUGCAUUUUUUCACAAAACACAGCGCCAAAAUCCAUUUUGCAUUUAAAUAUUUUUAAUAAUAUGUAUUAUGUUUACACUCUGCAUGUAACGAUGCACUUUAUUAUUUUCAUUCGAGUCUCUUUGUCAUUUGAAAACACCAAUUUCUUGGUUUUGAUUAGUUCUCUCACCUUCUCUAUUCAUAGUUGUUACAAAGGAAGGCACUGACGUUGUUAUAUAAAAUUUGAUAUGUUAAGUGACCAGGUUUGAACAAUUAAUUUUAAUUUGUAUCAUCGUUUUCUUCAUUAAAUAAUUUUGUUGGAAGCCUUUCUGAAAAUACAUUUGAUUAUUGUAAAUAAUAUAUCAUGAUAUUUUUUGUGAUACAAGGCACCCAUAUUGCAAUAUACUGGGAUACAAUAAGUCUCAUAAUACCCAUGCAUAGUAACCUGUCUUCAGAACAUUCCAUUUUACAAUUUCCAAUUGAUUAUGUGAGGUGUUCAUGUAUUUUUAUACUUUUCAUUGUUCGAGUUCUCUUGUUCUUGUUGUACAUGUAUUUAUCCUGCAAAGAUAAGAAUGGGGACCUCCAUGAGGAUUGCCAAGCAGAAUACUCCAUUCAUCUGUAACAGGAUAGGGGGUGGAACGUAGCUCAGUGGUACAGCGCUUGCUAGGGCCUCCACGAGUCUAAAUAUUGGACUUUAGUACUCGAGGAUCAAACUCAACCUGGUCCCGAGUACCCUACAUUUACACUAGAUGAUAAUGAGACUAAGGAUUAAAGUAAAAUAGCAUUAUGCAUCUUAAUUCCAGCGCUGAACAUGGAUGCGAAAUAAUGCCAUUGUAUUGCAUUCCAAGUAUUAGACUUUUGUUUUCCCUUCAUAUCUCAUAGCCCUAUAAAGUAGGCAUAUAGUAAAGUGACGUAAAAUAUAUAAUUAAAUGAGAGUGCUCUUCCUUACAUGGGUACUCGAGUCCUGUGAAUGGAUUCGAGUCUUGCUAGACACGGGCUGUGCCCGAGUACUUGUGGAGACCCUAGCACUUGCCUGGUACGCGAUCGAUCUAAGAUUGAUUCCCGUCGUGGGGCCCAAUGGGCUAUUUCUCGUUCCAGCCAGUGCUCCACAACUGGUGUAACAAUGGUUGUGGUGUGUACUAUCCUGUCUGGGAUGGUGCAUAUAAAAGAUCCCCUGCUGCUAAUCAAAAAGAG